Molecule: messenger RNA, 525 nt
Organism: Rhea pennata
Lineage: Eukaryota; Metazoa; Chordata; Aves; Rheiformes; Rheidae
Gene: NDUFA11
Product: NADH:ubiquinone oxidoreductase subunit A11
Exons: 4
Coding region: 35-445 (136 amino acids)
Biological process (GO): mitochondrial respiratory chain complex I assembly
Source: RefSeq, a predicted model, not a curated record
CGCGAGAGCGCGCGCCGCGCGCCCGUCCAGCGCCAUGGAGAGCUACUGGGACGAGCCCGAGGGCGAGCAGUGCCCGCGCCGCACCUGGCUCACCACCCGCCUCGGCGCCGCGCUGGGCCUGGUCGGCUCGGCCUAUCGCAUUAUCCUGUUCCAGCCCAGCUCGGCCCUUGCUGCCGCGCAGAUGGCGGCCACGGACAGCGUUACGAUGGCUACCCUAGGGGCAGUGUUUGGCGUGACUACCUGCCUCAGCGCUCAGAUCCGAGAGGAACCAGAGGAUCCUUUGAAUUAUUUCAUAGGAGGCUGUGCAACAGGAGCUAUCUUAGGUGCAAGAGCCCACAGUUACAUGACCGGAACCACUGCAUGUUUAGGUUUUGGAAUUACAGCUGCUUUAAUGAAGAUAGGUAAAAAGGAGGGCUGGAGGCUGACAGGACCUCCCAAGCUGUAAAGGUAGCGUUUCUUCCCUCCAAGUUACCUAUUAAAUGUUCUGUGUAAUAAGAUAUUGUAAUAAAGAUAUGAUCAAAUCAA